Molecule: messenger RNA, 705 nt
Organism: Caenorhabditis remanei
Lineage: Eukaryota; Metazoa; Nematoda; Chromadorea; Rhabditida; Rhabditidae
Exons: 6
Coding region: 1-705 (234 amino acids)
Source: RefSeq, a predicted model, not a curated record
AUGGGACAAAGAGGUUCGAGGACUGCUCCGGAACAUGUUGAAAGAGUGGAAGAAGACCGACAUAGUGCGUGGGGGAGUGACAUCGAUGACACCUUCUGUGGUCCGGGCAAGAUUUGUGCAGACGACUGGACCCCUAUGCACUCCCUAGCCGCCACUCCAGAAUCUCAGAGACGGCGAUUCAGUGAAGCAGUGAUCAUCACAGAGCAACCUGGAAUUUCUGAAACAUUUGAUGAUGACAACAUAACAAAUUUCGAUGUGAUGACAUUUCAUGAAGACUUCGAUGAUCCGCCCAUAUUGGUGGCUCCGGUGGUAGUGGGGCCUAGGAGAAGGGAGAAAAAGAAGCUGAGGAAGAAAGCUGGGGUGAAACGGAAAAUUAAAAGUAGGAGGAAGAGGAGAUCGACUAUCGACACAACUGUAGAGACACCAGUUCUGAGGAGUUAUAGAAGAUCUCAAUACUCUGCCAAACUCCGAAAACACCGACCCCGCCAUCAUUUGAUAUAUGUCCGACAUAUCCGAAUCCACCAAGACCCACGGUAUCCCAAAAUCCCACGCCCUAACUACAAUCAAGAUUUGAAAUUUAGAAGAGGAGAGACAGAUGAAACGAAUCGUUUCUCCAAAGUAGUGCCACCACGUCAUCUAAAAGGACAGCCCAUCUCAGCGAGACCACAUUUUCGGUAUCGUGGAAUUCCGAAGAUAAUCAUCUGA